AUGGUGGAUUUUGAGGAAGCUAUUGAAGACUGCAGAGUUCUGGACCCGGGCUUUGAUGGCUCGGACUUCACAUGGGCCAAGAAUGGCCUUUUUGAGAGGCUAAAUAGAAUUCUCGUGAAUGAACCAUGGGCACAGUUCUUUGAAGCGACUAGGGUGACUAAUUUGCCACGGCUGUCUUCGGAUAACGACCCUGUUCUGGCCCGGUGUAGAACCCCACGCACCCAAUUCGGGGGUAGCCCGUUCCGCUUCCAAACAUGUGGAUUAGGCAUGAUAGUUUCGCGGACCUGGUUCGGGAGACUGGAGCCAACCAACAGGGGCCGAGGGAUUACUUAA
Salvia splendens (bonfire salvia) is the source of this 333-nucleotide messenger RNA. RefSeq lists its product as uncharacterized. The transcript has a single exon. The record is from RefSeq and is a predicted model, not a curated record. NCBI's taxonomy places the organism in Eukaryota, Viridiplantae, Streptophyta, Magnoliopsida, Lamiales, Lamiaceae. The coding region runs from base 1 to 333 and encodes 110 amino acids.